Molecule: messenger RNA, 3052 nt
Organism: Chrysemys picta bellii (western painted turtle)
Lineage: Eukaryota; Metazoa; Chordata; Testudines; Emydidae
Source: RefSeq, a predicted model, not a curated record
CCAGCCCCUCCCCGCGCUCCAGCCCGCCGCUGGUCCUGCAGCCGCCGCUCGCCGCGUCCUGUCCCGUCCCCGGGCGCCCGGCUCGCCGAGGCCAUGCUGGGCAAGGACUACAUGCUGGCCAUCAUCCUGGUCAACUGCGACGAUAACCUGUGGAGUGACCAGAAUCUGGAGACAGAGCCUGACCUUCCCCCAGGAUGGAGGAAAAUUCACGACUCCUCAGGGACCUACUACUGGCAUGUGCCCACGGGCACCACGCAGUGGCAACGGCCUUCGUGCACUUCUGGCCUGGGAGGGAGCCUGGCGGCUAGUGGAGAAGCUGCAUUGCAGGAAAUGGAUCAACCAGCAGCCGCAGUAAAGCUCGCAUCCGAGGUGAGACCCGUCCCCAGUCCAGUGGCAUCGUUGCCCAGAAGGACCUUCAUGCCCUGGCAUGGGGAGGAGUUCCCUCCUGGCGCCACAGAGCCUGGCUCCAAGUGCUUCGUUGUGCGCUCCCUGGGCUGGGUGGAGAUCCCGGAGGAGGACCUAGCCCCGGGCAAGAGCAGCAUCGCGGUGAAUAACUGCAUUCAGCAGCUCUCGCAGAGCAAGUGUGAGGGUCGGGACCCCGCGGGUAGCUGGGGUGAGGGCCAGAACAUGGUGAUGAUUCUGAAGAAGGACACAAUGAGCUUGCUGGACCCUCUGGAUCAUAGCCUGAUCCACUGCCAGCCCAUCAUCAACAUCCGUGUCUGGGGGGUGGGCUGCAACAAUGGCAGGGACAGGGAUUUUGCUUUCGUGGCCAGCGACAAGGACACAUGCAUGCUGAAGUGCCAUGUCUUCCACUGCAACGUGCCUGCCAAAGCCAUCGCCAAGGCCCUGCACGAGAUGUGCUCCAAGAUUAUGGCCGAGCGGGCAGUGGUCAGCAACAGCCUCACUCGAUCCAUCACGCUGCAGCCCAUCUCGCCAGACAACUUACCGCUGCAAGUUGAUGUUCUGGACGCCGUGAGGCAGUCUAUCCAGAAGUACGAAGCCCUGUAUAUUGGCAGCUUACCGGUGCCCAAAGCCAUGGGGAUGGACAUACUGAACGAGGCCAUUGAGACCAUGAUGAGCAGCCAAGGCCGUGAGCAGUGGACCCCCUCCCUUGUCAGUGUGUCAGACUCGGUGAUGACGGUGCACCAGGCAGAGGCUGGUGAGGAAGACGCUCACAUCUUUGAGUGCCAGGUCCGCUACGUGACCUUCAUCGGUGUUGGGAAGAACGCUCACACGUUUGCUCUCAUCGUAGACAUGGGGCAGCAGCAUUUCCAGUGCAUGGCCUUCUGGUGUGAGCCGGAUGCCGGCACCAUCUCAGAGGCUGUGCAGGCUGCAUGCAUGGUUCAGUACCAGAAGUGUCUGGUGGCCUCCACCUCACGGCUGAGGCCGAAGGGCAGUUCACGCUCGGUGCUUAAGAUGAAGAGGACAGCAUCUGUGGACUCCCCAGGGUGCCCGUUCCCUUCCACGAAAAAUGGCAGCGGCGCCAGCACUCGGAAACGGGGGGUUUUCUCGUUCUUGGAAGCGUUCCGGCAGAAGCAUUCCAUGCUGCACACCCCAUAGGGCGCAGCUGGGGGGAGGGGGGGAGGCAAGGCAGCAGGCUCCUUGGCUGGCUUGUGUAAAUAGAGUAACCAGAUCUGUUGGCUCUCCCUGCAGCUAAGGCCCGACAGACCCAAAGAGGAAGUCCAUUCCUCACAGGGAAAGCCCCUGCUGGCCACAGAACCCAAUAGUCCUUUGCUUUGUAGAUAACCCCCUGGGGAGGGAGGUGGGUGUGGGGGGCUUUGGGGAAUAGCAAUGACCCAGCACAUGUAUCGUUCCAAGCAGGAAAUGUUUCUUAAUAUCCGGAGCAGCCAGCAGCGAACAUGACACGCAGGCCGAAGGCAACCACAUUCUGCCCUUGCUGGGGGUCCGGGUUGGGCAGAUGUUCCAGUCAGGGCACAGCUCCUUGGGAUUCACUUUGGAAUGGGAGCUCAACUUGAUUGUAGCUGAAGGCCAUGGGCGCUGCUGCCACCAGAACAAGAAGGGUUGGUGUAUCGCCAGGACCCAUAGAGCCAACAGAGGGAUUCUCCUCCUCAGCCCUGGCUCUUCCAAUGAACCCCUUUGAUUUUCUGACAGCAAUAUGGAGGGCAGACACAGGCCAUGGGCCUGUGUCUACUGGCUGCAGAUACGAGGAAAAGCCUUUUGCAGGCAACUGACUAACCAUCCCCCCCUGCCACGCUCUGAAAGAAUGAUCUGCUCCCUUUCCCACUUCAUUCAAUAGCUGGUAACAUGGUGCUGGGAAUGUUAGGAGGCCUGUGGGAAGGGAGGGCUCUAUUUCGCCCUCCUGCUGUGAAUUGUUUUAAUUCUAAACAAAUUCUUGCCUCCUUUGCUCUUAAAAAUAUCAGUGGCAGCAGCCCAGGUGCUUAGACACAAUCCUACCAAAACAAACCAGUGAGCACUGCUUAGUGAUCACAUGCAAACCCACAGCAACAAACUGGUGCACACAGCCCCAAUAACUAAGUGUAUGUAGCACCAGCGCUCACGGAACACCAGCACAUGCGGCCCAGCACACGGGAGCAGCCCUUCCGUAACAAGCCCAUGCCCAGGUACCGAUACCCUGGUGCCCAAGGCCUGGCACUGAUACACCAGUGCUCCAGUGAAGGACAACUCUCAUUUUAAAGGUAGGAAAAGAAAAUCAGUGUUGGGCUUCUAGUGGGUUGUUAUGACCUGGUGUGAAUUCCUACUCCUCCAGGGGUAGCCCAUGUAUGAAUUCCAACCAAGCCUAGUGGGUACCUGGCUCAGCCGUGUCCAGAGCGGGCCAGUUGGGGCUGUAAUUGUUAGGUAUAGUAUGGACCAGCUGUCCUUCCAGCUGCAAGCCAGUCACACAUUACCUGCUGGUUCCUUAAAGGGAUUGUUCUCUUGCCCAGUUUGGAAAUCACCUUAAUCUGUCUUCACGCCCAUAUUUCUUUACACUUGCCUGUCAGUUCCCCGGGGGAGCCCCCGUAUGAUAGACUAAAGUCUACCUCAGUAACACUUUCUAUAUGAUCAUUUGUGCAAAUAAAACACUAACAUGCAG